AUGUCUGGAAGACUACAAGAUAAAGUCGCCAUUGUCACUGGUGGAGGUGGAGGGUUUGGAAAGGGCAUAGCUGAGAAGUUCCUCGCAGAGGGUGCAAAGGUUAUCAUCGCGGACUUUGUUGAAGAUGUUGGAAAAGCAACCGCGGCGGAGCUGAAGUGCGAGUUUCACCGAACAGAUGUCUCCAAGAAAGAGGACUGGGAGUCUCUAAAGAAGUUUGUCGAUGAGAAGUACGGCAAGCUCGACUGUGUGAUCAAUAACGCAGGAACGACCUACCGUAAUAAGCCAACGAGUGAAGUCACGGAGGAAGACUACGACAAGUGUUUCGCCGUGAAUGUCAAGGCCAUCUACUUCAGCACCAGCGUACUAGUUCCAUACAUGCAGGAGAAGAAGAACGGCGGCUCAUUUGUAACGAUUGCUUCAACUGCUGGUAUCAGACCUCGCCCUGGACUCGUCUGGUACAAUGCAAGUAAAGCUGCAGUGAUCAAUGCGUCGAAAUCCCUGGCAGUAGAGUACGCCAAAGACAACAUUCGAUUCAACACGGCCUGCCCUGUUGUUGGCUUAGGCACCGGUCUCACAGACUUCUUCCUGGGGAAGCCUGAGAACGAGGCGGUCUUYAUGGCAUCCAUCCCCCUAGGUCGCGGAUCCACCCCAAGAGACGUUGCAAAUACUUGUGCGUUCUUGUGUAGCGAUGAGGCGGACUUCCUGACUGGAAUUGAUAUUCCUGUGGAUGGUGGAAGGUGUGUCUAA
Ramularia collo-cygni is the source of this 747-nucleotide messenger RNA. Its product is annotated as related to 3-oxoacyl-(acyl carrier protein) reductase. Lineage: Eukaryota; Fungi; Ascomycota; Dothideomycetes; Mycosphaerellales; Mycosphaerellaceae. The record is from RefSeq and is a predicted model, not a curated record. The transcript has 9 exons. The coding region runs from base 1 to 747 and encodes 248 amino acids.